CAAAGAUUGUUUCUGUUCAACUUGUUGUUAAUAUCAAUAUAUGUGACAUUAUAUUCCCCGUUUGAACGACACUAAUGUGCACACUGCAACCCCCUAGCGUUUUCAGUACAUUGUUUAACACUGGGCUGCGAAAGGCUUCAACCUCACAACUCGUCAUCCUCGCAGAGAGAGAGAGAGAGAGAGAGAGACGCCCUUCCGAAAGGGAUCCUCUUCCGUAAACGGCUGCACCGUGCAGACGCCAGCAAAAUGGCACAGAAAAACACGGCGAGGAAUCGGAAAGAGCGAAAUAGCUGGGGCGGAUUUUCAGAGGGAAGCUUCAAUUGGACAUCAGAAGAUGAAGCAGUGCAGCAAGCCAGACCAGUUCAGAUUCUUGUUGUUAAUGAUGACCAUACUUUUGAACUGGAUGAAAUGGCUCUGAACAAAAUCCUUCUUUCAGAAGAAGUUAGAGAUCGGGAAGUGGUUGCCUUAUCUGUCGCUGGUGCCUUCAGGAAAGGGAAAUCAUUUCUUAUGGACUUCAUGUUGAGAUAUAUGUACAGUCAGGAUCGCAAUAACUGGUUAGGUCAUGAUGAUGAGCCUUUGACUGGUUUCUCUUGGCGCGGAGGUUCAGAGCGAGAAACUACUGGGAUUCAGAUAUGGAGUGAAGUGUUUCUGGUAGACAAGCCUAAUGCAGAGAAGGUUGCAGUAUUGCUGAUGGACACGCAAGGGACUUUUGAUAGUCAGUCAACUCUUAGAGAUUCUGCUACAGUAUUUGCACUUAGCACCAUGAUAAGUUCGAUGCAGGUAUAUAACUUGUCACAAAAUAUUCAAGAGGAUGAUCUUCAGCACCUACAGCUCUUCACUGAAUAUGGACGUCUAGCUAUGGAAGAAACAUUUCAGAAACCAUUUCAGUCACUUAUAUUUCUAGUCCGUGACUGGAGUUUUCCAUAUGAAUUCAACUACGGUCUCGAUGGAGGCUUCAAAUUCCUAGAGAAACGUCUGAAGAUAUCAGAAAACCAGCAUGAGGAACUACAGAAUGUCAGGAAACAUAUUUAUUCUUGUUUUACAAAUAUUGCCUGCUUCCUAAUGCCACACCCUGGUUUGAAAGUGGCUACCAAUCCUAAUUUUGACGGACGCCUAAAAGAAAUAGAUGGGGAGUUUAUAAAACAUCUGAAGGUGCUGGUUUCUUGGCUCCUGUGUCCUGAGAACCUUGAGUUGAAAGAAAUCAAUGAGAAUAAAAUAACAGGUCGAGGGCUUGUGGAGUAUUUUAAGGCAUACAUAAAGAUCUAUCAAGGGGAAGAACUACCACACCCCAAGUCCAUGUUACAGGCCACAGCAGAAGCAAACAAUUUAGCAGCUGUAGCAACAGCCAAAGAUCUGUAUGGUAAAAAAAUGGAGGAGGUAAGGAAGCUACUUUAACAUGAAAGAGUCUUGUGUUGGUGCCCUUCAAAAGUAGAAGAUUUAAUCAUAUCAUGAGUGUAUAGUUGUGACAUUCCAGGUGUUUGGAGAAAAAUUGCUUGAAUACUGUUUGAAAAUGCACUAUUUGAACCUAGCUACACUGAUCAAAUUGCCAAUAGCCCUGAUUGUAAUUAUGAACAAAUAACUCUUUAGACAAUAUCCUUGUGUAAUGCGCCAAACAAACUAAAUUCCAAGUUAAUCAGCUGCUUUUCCUCUUAGUCAAAUUCAUUUCAUCCUGUUGAUUUAGACUGCAACUGGUGCCCUACUCAACACAAAUCAAUUAUUUAAUAGCUGAAAUUGGAUUUGACAGCAGAAUUUAAGGAUUACAUUGACAUAAUAACAACAAAAAAUUAACAGGGGAUGGGGGAAUAGGUGAUAAUCAGCAGGAGGUUUCCAUGCACAUAUUCCACCUGACGCCAUGAAACCUCAUGGGGUCAACAUUGAGGACUCGAGGGACGACUCCAUACCAACUCUAUCAUCACCUGUUGUGGAUCAGUUCUACCAGUGGGACAGAACAUAACCCAGGAAUGGUGAUGGUGGUGUCUGAAACAUUUUCAAUGCAGAAUCAUUCAGUGAGUAUGGCUUUGUCAGGCUCGUUUAAAGGGUUACUGUCCCAAUUUUGGCACAAGCCCCCAAAUGUAAGAUGUUGUAGCCACAGUCUGUGCAUGGCUGGUCAAAUCAUGUUUGUAUUGAAUUGUGACCAUCCUCAGAAUGUUGAUUGUGGGGAUACAGCUAGGGUCAUGGAAUUAAAUGCCAAAGACUAUUGGUUAGGUUCUCUUUUUUUUGGAGGUGACGU
Molecule: messenger RNA, 2230 nt
Organism: Rhincodon typus (whale shark)
Lineage: Eukaryota; Metazoa; Chordata; Chondrichthyes; Orectolobiformes; Rhincodontidae
Product: atlastin-1
Exons: 11
Coding region: 247-1395 (382 amino acids)
Biological process (GO): endoplasmic reticulum organization; protein homooligomerization
Molecular function (GO): GTPase activity; GTP binding
Source: RefSeq, a predicted model, not a curated record